AUAAAUUAUUUUUUUCGAUGGGUAUCUGUUCUGGUAAACAGAGAGAAAAUUUAACGACAGAUGUUGAUAACAUUCCAUUGUAUACAAAAGGUUAAUUAGGAUUUGAUAUAAUUGUUGAAAACAUUAAAAUAAAGAUGGAUGAUAUUGUAUGAUCUGUUAUAAUUAUAUAAAGUCAAAUUGCAAAGUGAAAAUGGCAAUAUCAGACUACUCAACUUUUGAAACUGAAAUUGAGAAAGAAACUUAAGGAUAAUUUUAUGUAAAAUAAUGAAUAAUUUUUAGUUUAAAUAUAUACAUAAGCUGUAAUUUACAACGACUGAAGAGUAAAUAAAAUAAAAAUUUGUUGUUGUUGAUUUAGAGAAUGAAAAGAAUGAAUAGAUUUCAUAAUUUAAACUAAACUUAUAUUAAAUAGCAACAGGACCAUAUCAUUUUGAUUAUGAGUUCACUUAGAUAGGAUCUAGAAAAAAUGGAAAAGUUAGUUUUGAUUUUAAAAUGGCUCAAAUUCUUAUUGUUCGAUUUAUUCCAAAAUUAAUUGAUUUUACAUUGAAGGAACCUUUAAAUAAAAAUGAAUAUUGUUUCUAAUUAAGAAUGCUUACAUCAUAAUUGUAAUUUCAUUCUGAAUUUUCAUCUAUAUUUUAAAGCCAUUUAUUAUAAAAAACAAACUAACUUUAAUCUAAUAAAUAAAUAAUAUGGAAGGAUUCAUAAGUAGAAAUGGAAGUAGAAGUACCUUUAAUAGAAAUAACUUCAUCUUCAAUUUAAAUUUCUUUAUGGCAUAUAGGUAAAGAUGGUAAAAAAGAAAUAGAAUGUGAAGCAUAUGUAAACUUAAAUUAUGCUCUAACUUAGAAAUAUGAAUGUGUAAUUAUAAAUUUUAUUAUGUUUAGAUUAUUAAUAAAGGAAUUAAAUAUUAUAAAAUAUAAUGGAUCUAAAAUAACAGAAGAGUUUGGAAUCAUGGAGUUUAAGAAGGAAUGCUAAAUUAUCAUCUAGAAAUUAUUUUACCAUUUCAUUUAAAAUAAUAAAUUGUCGGAGUGAGAACUGACAAAGGAGUAUCUUAAGGAACAAGAGUAAUUAAUUAAUCUAAAGCAUCUAUAAAAGAAAUAUAACAAUUAAGUUCAGCUGGAUAAGGAUUAUUAGAUACAUAAUAUAUAAUAUUAAGCAAAGUAAAUAAAUGAUCUAAUUUAUCUUUAGUCAGAACCUGAUUCAUAAUCAAUUCAAUAAUAAAAUGAUUAUAUACUUUAAAUCAUUGAUAAUCUAAAAUUAAGUCAUAAAUAAUCAAUUGUUUGUUUUGAAUAUAAAACUUAAUAAGAUCUCUUUAAUUCAUAAAAACUAUUAAUUGAUUUAGCUAUUAGAUUAUUAGAAACAGCAGAUUAAUAAUAAGAACUAUUAAGAGAAUAAUAUUAUACUAUUCUUAAAUUAUUAAUGAAUAGAGGUGAAUUAAGUUUAUCUUAAUUAGGAUUCUCAGAUUAAACACAAAAGACUAAUGAAAAACUAUUAAAAUUUAAACUAGAAAUUAGUCUAACUUAUUAGAUUUUUUUAUAAAAAGGAUUAUCAAUAACUUUAGAAAAACUAAAAUAAAAAUCAUUAGCAUAAAAUGAAAGAUCAUUUGUAGAAAACUUUUUUGCUAAUGCUUAUUUCAGAGUUCCAGAAUUUAGAAAUAGAAUUAUUACUAGUGUUUAAAGGGCUGAAGAUGAAUAAAUUCCAGAAUGGAGAUCUCUAACUAAAUCAAGUGGAGGAGUCUCAAAUUUAGAAUUUAAUGAUAUUUUUGAUUGGAAUAAACAUUUUUAUGAAUAUCUUGUGAAAGAUCCAAAAUAUUAUGCCAAUAAUCAUAAAAUGAAUGAAACUAUUAAUUAGACUAUGUGGCAAAAACGUUUAGGAAAAAGAGGAAUUGCUUUCUUUUUAUUUAUAAAAGAAUGGUGUGAUUUAUUAAAUACUUACAUAGUAAAUAGCAAAAAUGUUCCUUAUCAUUAAUUACCAGGAUACUUUUAGCUUGUUAAAGCUUUCUUUUUAGAAUUAAAAUAAAGAGAAAUAAGAAAUUAUCCAGAAGCUUUAAAAAUAGCAUUAUGUUCUAUGCUAAGAAAUACAAAUUUAUUAAAUACAAUUAUCGUUAUUUUAUUCAGCAAAGUUAAUUUAUAUGACUCUGAAAAUGUAGUUCAUUGUUUAGAUUUACUUAAUAAAUGUCUUCAAAAAAUAAGUUUUUAUAAUUUGUAAAUGCCAUCAUUCUUGGAUUAAAAAUACUUUUUGAAAGGAAUUAGAAUUAUAUUAUCUGAAAGUGAACAUGCCUAAAGUAUAGCAAAAUGCUUAGAAAUGAUUUAUUCAAAUUACAUAUUAUUUCCAGGUAUGAUUUAUAUUGAAAUUUAAAGCUGAUCUCAAAAAAGAAUUGAAUGAUAUGAUCUUUGAAAAUUUAGCUAUGAAAUUUUUUAUCCAUUGGUCAUAUAAUGUUAGAGUAAUAUUUCAAUGCUUCUUAAUUUAUCGAAUCUUUCAUUUGCAUAAACCUAUAAAAGAUAGAGAAUUUAAUGAAGAGUAUAUAUUAUAAAUAUUUUAGAGAUCUCAUUGAAAAAUAUUAACAAUAAUUAAAACCUAAAAAAUAACACAGUUACUUUGAUUAAAGAAACUCUUCCAAAUAGAUUAUUGUAAAUUAUAUAAUUUAAUCAAUUAGUCAGAAUAUAUUUACUUAAAAUAUAUUAGAUUUAUGUAACAGUUAGAAGAGGGAAGACAUUUAUCUAAAUAAAAAAUAAGUUAUUAUAAUUUGGAAAACAAUAAGAUUGAUGAUCUUAAAAAUAAACUCAAAAAAUUAUAGACUAAAAUUUAAAAUAGAUAAAAAAAUGAUAGUUUUGUGUAACAUUCAUUUAAAGUUAUAUCAGAUAAUUAAUAUGAUGAUACUAUUUUACCAAUUCAAACUACAGAAUAAAACUAAGAAAGAUCGGCUAUAAAUAAAGGGUAAUUACCUAAAUAAAAAAUUGUAUUAUCAGAAGCUUAAUUGAAAUAUUUAAUUAAAGCAUGUUCGGAAUACGAUGAUUAAAUAGUAUAAUAUUAAAAAUGGAGAUAAGCUAAUAUUCCUGAUAAUUAUAAUACUUUAACAGAAGAAUGUAAAUUACUUAUAAUAUAAUAAAAGAAAUAUUACCUGUUAUUGAGUCUUUCGUCGUACCUGUAGUGAGAAUUCUAGAAAUUUAAGAUGAAAAUGAAGGGAAUCUUACACAGAAAGAUGAUUGGUGA
Paramecium sonneborni is the source of this 3207-nucleotide messenger RNA. Lineage: Eukaryota; Ciliophora; Oligohymenophorea; Peniculida; Parameciidae. The record is from the annotation of a GenBank genome assembly.